AUGAGCGAGGAGCAGCCACGGGCGGUGCGGAUCGGCAGCUACGAGGUCAGCGGCACCAUCGGCGUCGGCACCUUCAGCAAGGUGCGCGUCGGCCGCCACCUCCCCACCGGCGAGCCUGUCGCCAUCAAAAUCAUCGAGAAGAAGAACAUCCGGGACGACGCGGACCGGCAGCGCCUCAACCUGGAGAUGCGCAUCCUCCGCAAGAUCCGGCACCCCAACGCCAUGCAGCUCUUCGAAAUCAUCGAGACUGGCAAGCACCUCUUCCUAGUCUCGGAACUGAUCGCCAACGGCGAGCUCUUCGACUACAUCGUGCACCACACGCUGGAUGAGCGGGUGGCCGCCCGCUUCUUCCAGCAGCUGCUCUCGGCGGUCGAGUACCUGCCGCUCGGCAUCGCGCACCGCGACCUCAAGCCCGAAAACCUGCUGCUCGACGAAAAGAACAACGUCAAGGUGGUGGAUUUCGGGCUGAGCAACGUCUACGCGGACGGACAGCUGCUCCACACCACCUGCGGCAGUCCUUGCUACGCGGCGCCCGAGAUGAUCGCCGGGCAGCCGUACCAGGGGCUGCAGACCGACGUCUGGAGCUGCGGGAUCGUGCUGUACGUGGUGUGCGGCUACUUGCCCUUCGAGUCCACCGAGAACAACACCCAGAUGUACAAGAAGAUCAUGGGCGUCUACAAGAUCCCCUCCUUCGUCUCGCCCGUCGCGCGGGACCUGCUCACCCGGAUCAUGAACGUUGACCACUGCCACGCGCUACACCAUCCCGGAAAUCAGGGCCCACCCCUUCUGCAACCCUCCGCAGCCUAUCAUCCCCGGCAUUCUGCCCCACUGCCCGCCCCUCCGCCUGCACCAGCCCUCGCUCGCCCUGGCUGA
Messenger RNA from Hippocampus zosterae (dwarf seahorse), 873 nucleotides. RefSeq lists its product as uncharacterized. The record is from RefSeq and is a predicted model, not a curated record. Gene Ontology annotation, cellular component: cytoplasm. Lineage: Eukaryota; Metazoa; Chordata; Actinopteri; Syngnathiformes; Syngnathidae. Gene Ontology annotation, molecular function: protein serine/threonine kinase activity; ATP binding. Gene Ontology annotation, biological process: protein phosphorylation; intracellular signal transduction.